AUGUCUGUUGCUGAAAAGGCCCGUUUCUACUUGGAGCGCUCUGUUCCUCAAUUGCGCGAAUGGGAGGAAAAGGAAAUCUUCACAAAGGAUGAGAUCCGUACAAUCGUGCAGAAGCGCAGCGACUACGAGCACCGCAUCCUCGCCCCCCGCUCCAACCCCGACGACUUCACCGCCUAUGCAAAAUGGGAACAAUCCCUCGAGUCCCUCCGCCAGAAACGCUGCAAGCGGAUGAAGAUUGGCCACGUCACGUCCCAGCACACCACUCAAUCCCGCGUCCUCGCCAUCUUCGACCGCGCCGUCAGCAGACACCCCGGUAGAAAGGACCUGUGGCUCGAGUACCUCAAAUACACCGCCGACGUCAAGGCCACCAAGCGCUGGCGCCGGACCAUGGCCAGCGCCCUCCGCAUGAUGCCCACCGACGCUGACCUGUGGAUCUUUGCCGGCCGGCGCUCGGCGUCCAACGGGGACAUGGGCGGCGCGCGAGGAUACUUCAUGCGCGGGUGCCGCUUCUGCACGAGCGAGGGCACGCUGUGGAUCGAGUACGCGCGGUGCGAGAUGGAGUGGCUGGCCAAGAUGCAGGCUAAGAAGGGCGGCAGCAAGAAGAAGGCGGAGCAGGAGAAUCCGCUGGCUGGCGAGAAGAUGGACGACGACGACGAGAUCAAGCUCAUUGACGAGGACGAUGAGGAAGACGAGGACGAGGACGUUCUGAGCCUCCCCGUGCCCGGCAAGGAGAAGAAGAAGGCCAUUGACGAGGAGGAGAGCAAGGCGCUCAAGCACAACCCGGCCCUGGACGGUGCCAUACCGAUGGCUAUUUUCGACAUUUCGAGAAAACAGCCGUUCUACAACCCCGAGGUGGCCGAGCGCUUCUUUGACAUGUUUGCCUCCUUCGCAAAGGUCUCGUCCGCGUCCAAGAUUCUCCAGCACGUCGUCGACGUCAUGAGGGAGCAGGACGCCGCUCACCCGGCGACGUGGAAUUGCUACAUCCGCCUGCCCCUCGUCGGCGUCAGCCCCGACACGCCCGAGUUCCCUCUCGGCCUUCGCGAGGUUCUGUCGCGCCUGGGCAAGGGACUGGACGAGACGUCCGACAAGGCUGCGCUGGAGAGCAAGUCGCUGGUGUGGAUCGAGCUGGUGCUCCUCUUCAAGGGUCUCGACGAGGGUAUCAGGACGGUUCUGGAGCACACGAGAGAUCAGCUGCAGUCAUAG
Messenger RNA from Colletotrichum paranaense, 1203 nucleotides. Its product is annotated as U3 small nucleolar RNA-associated protein 6. The transcript has 2 exons. The coding region runs from base 1 to 1203 and encodes 400 amino acids. Gene Ontology annotation, biological process: maturation of SSU-rRNA from tricistronic rRNA transcript (SSU-rRNA, 5.8S rRNA, LSU-rRNA). Gene Ontology annotation, molecular function: protein binding; snoRNA binding. The record is from RefSeq and is a predicted model, not a curated record. Lineage: Eukaryota; Fungi; Ascomycota; Sordariomycetes; Glomerellales; Glomerellaceae. Gene Ontology annotation, cellular component: Pwp2p-containing subcomplex of 90S preribosome; small-subunit processome.